AGUAUUGCGGCUAACGGAGACGGGAGAGUCAGAGAGAGGGGGGGGCGGUCAUCCUAACCUGGGAGCCCAAGCCCGGGCAGCUUGUGCCCGGUGUAGGAGCAACACCAGUGACGGCCGCGGCGGGUUUGUCCGGGCCGCCGAGUCUGUGCUUGUGCCUCUCAGCGUCGGGAGGCGGGGGAAUGCUGGUCCUGUGCGCGCCCCCUCCCAGCCCCUGUCCCGGUCAAGACCGACGGAGGUGGUGAAUGCACUGUCAUCAAGGUGGCCGUUAGGACGCGGCCUGCAAGGCCUUCUCUCCUACCGCCGCCUCCUUCUCUUCCUCCUCCUCAUCUCCGCUUUGCUUCACAUUCAUCGACGAAGAAAUGGGGGUCAGCUGUGACGCUUGUUUAAAGGGAAACUUCCGAGGCCGCAGAUACAAGUGUUUAAUUUGCUACGAUUACGACUUGUGCGCAUCGUGCUACGAGAGCGGAGCCACAACGACCCGACACACUACAGAGCAUCCCAUGCAGUGUAUAUUAACUAGGGUAGAUUUUGACUUGUAUUACGGCGGCGAGGCAUUCUCAGUGGAGCAGCCGCAAUCCUUCACGUGUCCAUACUGUGGCAAAAUGGGGUAUACGGAAACCUCUCUACAGGAGCACGUGACUUCUGAGCAUGCAGAGACCUCUACGGAGGUGAUCUGUCCGAUAUGUGCAGCUCUUCCAGGAGGUGACCCCAAUCAUGUCACGGACGACUUUGCUGCCCAUCUCACACUUGAACACAGAGCACCUAGAGAUUUAGAUGAAUCAAGUGGUGUUAGGCACGUGCGAAGGAUGUUUCACCCUGGCCGGGGGCUUGGGGGUCCUCGCGCUCGCCGGUCCAACAUGCACUUUACCAGCAGCUCCACUGGAGGGCUCUCCUCCUCACAGAGUUCUUCAUAUUCCCCAAGCAAUAGGGAGGCCAUGGAUCCCAUAGCAGAACUGUUGUCACAGCUCUCAGGCGUGCGGCGCUCUGCAGGCGGGCAGCUGAACUCCUCUGGUCCGUCUGCAUCACAGCUGCAGCAGUUGCAGAUGCAGCUGCAGCUGGAGCGGCAGCAAGCACAGGUAGCACGGCAGCAGCUGGAGUCAGCACGCAAUGCCACGCGGCGCAACAACCCAAGUAACAUCAGCACCACUGUCACACAGCCCAGUGGCAACUCAAACCCAGCACCACCUGACAACACCCCUCCUGUUUCCCACAACUCCCAGUUCCUCCUCACCAGGCUGAGUGAGCCAAAGAUGUCUGAGGUGGAGCGACAAGCGCUAGAGAGUGAGCGGGCUGACCGCAGCCUGUUUGUCCAGGAGCUGCUGCUGUCCACCCUGACACGCGAGGAGAGUUCCUCGUCUGAUGAGGACGAGCGCCGAGACUUCGCCGACUUCGGGGCCAUGGGCUGUGUUGAUAUCAUGCCUUUAGAUGUUGCUCUAGAGAGUUUAAACCUGAAAGAGAGAAACACAGGGAAGGAGCCUCCGCCCCCUCCUCUUUGAUGACAUUCUACCACGCAGACAAUGUCCUCUGUGCUGUAACUGCCAAUGAGAGUGGACAACAGCUUUUUGGGUUUUUUCUGUUUGUUUUUUUCUUUUUUGGUGUUUGUAAUUUCAAGUCUGUCACCCUUACUACAUUGUGUACAUACAUCAAGGGGAAAGAAAAAUAAAUAUAUAUAUCUAUAAAUAAAAGUUGAUAAUCAAUUCCACUUAACUAAUUUUUACGUCAGCAGGUCAAUGUAGGUAGCAGUGCCAGGGACAGCUUGUGCUGCCUUUUUGGAAGGCUCUCUGAGUAGAGAAUACUCCAUAUUUAAAAGUGAAGAGGAAACAAAACCCUUCUCUAAUAAAGCUGCUGUGUGUAUUUAUGAAUAUUAAUGAAUAAAAAGUGCUUGGAUGGUUUACCAUAAACUACCGCAUGAUGUCAUUUGCAGUGCGCAUGAGUUUUAAUGACUGAUUAAAAUAGGGUAAAAGGAAAAAAAAUAGACAUGGUUACUGGAAAUUUUUUUUAGCCAAAUACAAAGUUAAAAAGACUUCAAAAUCUGAACAAUUGCAUAUUUCUAUUGUCUUUUACACCAUUGCUGUUUACAAAGUCAUUGAUAUACCUUGCUCACCCUCUAUCGCUUGGCUGCUCACAUGAUUUUGGUUUCACAUACCCCCCCAGUUUGCUUCCUUGCAGCAUGUAAGGCCUUAUUGUGUUCUGGUAUCACAUGGUCUGCACACAAGAGGAGCUCCUUAAGAAAACCACCAGGAAAUCCCAAUGUUUUUUAUGUAGUAGUUCCCUUUUCCUGAGAUGGUUCAUUCAGCUCUAUUAACUCCUUAAGCUACAGCCCCUGUAGCCCCUCACUACUCAUCUUUCUACAGACUUUAUCCAGUCUACCUUUUGCUGGAACAAAUUUCAUCUUCCAGACAACCUUUUUAGAUAGAGGUUGGAUGUAUUUAUCUACCUCUUAACUGUUUUUCCAUUUAGUUCUAAAAUAUACUUUCUGAUUUACCCACUGAUUGCACCUUAGUAUGUUUUUUGAGCUUUGUGUACAGUGAGAUCAUAUCUUAUUGCUCCAUGUAAAAAAGUGAGUUGUCAGAUUUAUACAUUAGCUUUUUCAAGGUUUUGUUGGGACAUGGUGAACAUUUUUUUUAAAUGCAGCACUUUUGGAGGUACUUAUUAAAUGAAGGGCAGACCACAUCAGUUCUGCUGCCACAGUCUUUUCUCUCCAAAAUGUUCAGCUGUUUUUUUAUGUAUGCUAUUUUUUGUUCAUUUAUUUUCAGACCUUUUCAGUACUAUCACAUUUGUUGGUGUAGCUGACACAUCUUUCAAAAGCAACUUUCCACGCUAAGCUACCUACAGUUAAUUUCCCAUUUGCCAUAAAAAGGCACAGCAGAGACUGACAGGAGGAUGCUUCUGCUUUAAGGGAUAAGUUUUUCAGCAACAACAUCAAGUUCUGAUCUUAGAGGACCAACCGCAGUACUUUAUUUGCUGAUCAUACUAUCGGCCUCUAUAAGAAUUAAGGUUCACUGCUUCCUUCGUUUUGUGCUUCAGACUGGUGCCUACAAUUCCCGAGUAAUCUCUUGCCAAUGCUUUAUGGGUAGGCCUGUGAAGAUACCAAAGACUGUUUUGUGUAACUUUAUCACUGCGAGUUCUGAGUGGUGUAUUACAUUUUGGCUUUAUGCUGUAUUAUACUGUAGCAUGCAGUUUUUGGGACAGAUGCGAUUGUGAUUGUCAUGUGCAGAAGCUCAUUUAAAACCUCUUUUAGACUUGCCUUAAAUAAAAAUAAACAAUCUAAGAU
Molecule: messenger RNA, 3274 nt
Organism: Scleropages formosus (Asian bonytongue)
Lineage: Eukaryota; Metazoa; Chordata; Actinopteri; Osteoglossiformes; Osteoglossidae
Product: E3 ubiquitin-protein ligase KCMF1-like
Exons: 7
Coding region: 360-1496 (378 amino acids)
Biological process (GO): synaptic signaling
Cellular component (GO): plasma membrane
Molecular function (GO): zinc ion binding
Source: RefSeq, a predicted model, not a curated record